AUGAGACACAGAGGGCUUUCGCAACAAGUGGAGGGCCAGGAUGCUACGCAGAAUCUGUUAGUAUCUAGCUCUGCGAGAUUCCGCCAGCUUGAGAGGUUCAACUUCAAGUCCAAUACUUAUGACUUUGACGGGGUGAACCCAGAAUUAGCCAUACACUUUCAGUCAUUGUACUGGGACCGCCAACUAGACGUCAGCGCGGUUAUUUAUCGACCCCUCUUUAUGAGACACAUGGCAUGCGGCGGACCAUACUUUUCAAAACUUCUCUUAAAUGCUAUCUGUCUUACGGCUUCUUAUGAUCGGCUGACUGCCGGGUGCAUGUUUCGGCGAAGGAUUACGGAAUUAGUUAACUACCAUAUGACUCGCAGUGAAAUUACUACAAGAAGCCUGGCUUGGUUAUACUCCGGAAUGGCCAUCAAUAUGAUAAUGGAUCUAGGCAUCCAGACCCAUCAUAGGUCUGAUCGGAAGGUCAAAGGCUUAAGCUCUGAGGAAUCCGAAAUGCGAAAGCGACUUUUCUGGGGAGCCUAUGUUCUUGACAAGUUCCAGUCGUUGUAUCAGGGGAGGCCGAUCCGACUCGGAGAGGCGGAUGCAAGCAUUCCUCUAGGGUCCUUAGACGAAUACGAAGAAUACGAUCAAUUGGAUUCCGUAUCCUAUGGGAGUUCUCUAUCAUAUCUAGCCAUUCCAGCACGUUACGUGUCAACCUUGAGGAGGUAUUGCUCUCUGUCUAUCAUCAUGUCUCGUAUGCUAGAGACUUUAUAUACAGAACACAGUCUUUCAGGUGAUCCAAGUGUACUCUUCGAAUCUUCAGCAUCGCUUGGCCGCCAACUUCAAUCUUGGUAUGACAACCUUCAUCCAGGGCUUACCGCUGAACAUUUAGGUCCCUUUGCCUCCACCGCAUCACCACAUACUCUGACCCUGGCUGCAUUAUAUCAUACACUUCAGAUUCUCCUGCACCGCCCAUUUGUGUCCGACGGACAUCUACGUAGCGUGUCAUCGUCAGUGGCAACAGUGGCCUUUGAGGCUUGUGUUACCGCAGUUGAAGCUAUACACGAUACCCUCAACACUUACAGCACCACAUUAUCCAUAGGACUGGCACCAUAUAGUGUAUCCUAUGCUACCUAUGUCAAACCCCGAGGUUCCUAUGCCCACAACUGUCUUCCAAAUUGUCUUGUAAUCUUGAGAGAACACCAGCUGUUAUUCUUAGGGUCGAAACGUGCGUUGAAGGUUAUACUAAGCCUAAUCCAAGCCAUGGGAGUUGAGAUGGAGGACCAGGAGGCCGGGAGUUCAAACAGGGAAGAAACGACAGGACGUAUUACUGGCUUCCACUCGACCUAUGAUAUGGACAUCAUUAUCCGGAGCUUCGACAUAUCCCAAAUGAUCGAUCAGCAAUCCUUUGAAAGUAGACCACCUCCAGAGGGCCAUACUCAAUACAGUGGGACUGUGAAUGCUAUGGAUUUCUCAGAUUUCUUGCUGCCCUUAGAUCCGCUGUUCGGCCUAGACACCUUUCAAGGGAUGCUGUGA
Messenger RNA from Aspergillus alliaceus, 1518 nucleotides. RefSeq names its product fungal specific transcription factor domain-containing protein. NCBI's taxonomy places the organism in Eukaryota, Fungi, Ascomycota, Eurotiomycetes, Eurotiales, Aspergillaceae. The record is from RefSeq and is a predicted model, not a curated record. Gene Ontology annotation, molecular function: zinc ion binding; DNA binding. The coding region runs from base 1 to 1518 and encodes 505 amino acids. The transcript is spliced from 8 exons. Gene Ontology annotation, biological process: DNA-templated transcription.